AUGGGUUCUGUCAAUGGGUUGAUUUGUCUUCUCAUUGGGCUGGAUCGCUUGGUUCUGUGGAAUCCAUCAACUAGAAAGUUCAAGCAACUGCCUGACCUUAUGCCUAAGCACACGGAUGAUUACAACUUCAAUUACGGUUUUGAAUAUGAUGAGGUUCAUGAUGAUUAUAAGGUAGUGGGUAUUUUCUGUACACCCACUCAUGGCUAUGUCUGUGUAUAUAGUUUAAAAACCGAUUCUUGGAGAAGACUUGGUGAUAUGCAAGGAGGGUUGUUAUACCAUCGUUCGGCUAAGUUGGUGCAUGGGAAGUUUCACUGGGUAACAAUGCAUGCUGAUGGUUCGGUUGCGUCUAUUGAUUUGGUUGAGGAGCGUGCUGAUGGUUGGGGCAUUACGUCUAUUGAUUUGGUUGAUGAGAAGUGUCGAAAGGUGGAGCUACCCCGCUGCAGAGGAUACUUUUAUUUGACGCCUGGAGUGUUGGGAAGUGAACUUUCUAUGCUUUGUAAUUAUGAUAGAACUCGAGAUGAUGUGUGGGUUAUGAAGGAGUAUGGGGUUAAAGAGUCUUGGAAAAAACUGUAUACCUUCAGUUAUCCUAAUGUGCUUAAGAACUGGAGUAUAUGA
Molecule: messenger RNA, 615 nt
Organism: Nicotiana tabacum (common tobacco)
Lineage: Eukaryota; Viridiplantae; Streptophyta; Magnoliopsida; Solanales; Solanaceae
Source: RefSeq, a predicted model, not a curated record